UCUUAUAUCAUGUGUAUGGUGACAUUCAGCAUAUAAAAAAGAAAUUCCUGCAGAAAUUAAAUAGUACUGCAUCUUCAUUUAUAUUUGAAUCUUCUUCCUUAGUUUCUUGAAGCUGCGUGUGCACAACUAAUUGUCUUAAGACAUUCAUCGAUUGAUACUAGAAAUUAUUAAAAUUUAAAUGCAGUUUGUUUCUUGAAAUAUCUAAACAGAAUCCAUCUGUCUUUGGUGUAUACUUUUGCUAGAAAUUGAAAUUUCUUGACUAAUUUUUUGGGGGAAAUGAGUAUCCAGAGGGCUGAACAAACUCAUGCAUAUCACAACAGUGAAUUUGCAACUGAUUACAAUUUAGAAUUCCAACAGAAUAUUGAUCAACAGAAAUCUUCAUCAUGCUUGGAAUUUUGUUUUCAGCCAGGAACUUCUGCAGAAAAUUGCUGCCAACAGAUAUCUGAUUCAUCAUCAGGAACAAUCAUAAGCCGAAUCGCGUCACCACCUUCAGCUUUUUUUACUACAGAGAGAUUAAUACAAUAUGAAUACCAAGACAAUAGUUGUCAACUGUCCAAGUAUAAUGAUGCUCAAUUACCAUCAUAUCCUCAACGCGAUUUUCCCAAGAUUUCAAUGCCAACAUUCAUCAGAUCACAGUUGUCAAACAGUCAACCCCUUGGUCCUGAGGAAGCCUAUGGAAAUCCUUUCAGCAAUCUAUCGGAGAAAGAGAGAAUAGUGUUUCUUAAGAGUAAGUUGCUUGAAGAAUUUGAUUCUUCAAACAAGCAACCUUCAAUGCCAGUUUUCCAUGGAAAUCAAGAUUAUGGUCAGCUCUCCAAUAAUUUUUGUGGUUUUAACUUGGUACAAUCUGGAAGUCCAUCAGCUAAUAAUGUUAAUAACUCUGGAGGAUCAUUAUCGAACAAGACACGAAUCAGGUGGACUCAACAUCUCCACGAUCGAUUUGUUGAGUGUGUAAAUCGUCUUGGAGGAGCUGACAAGGCAACGCCAAAGGCAAUAGUAAAGCUGAUGGAUUCAGAAGGCUUAACCAUUUUUCAUGUAAAAAGCCAUCUGCAGAAAUAUCGAAGUGCAAAGUACAUCCCUGAAUCAGCAGAAGGGAAAUCUGAAAAGAUGGAUAGCCCGAAUAAUGUGACACAGAUCAACAGCAAAACCGGGAUGCAAAUCAAGGAAGCACUGAAUAUUCAGCUAGAAGUCCAGAGGCGUCUUCACGAGCAACUAGAGAUUCAGCACAAGUUACAAAUGAGGAUUGAAGAACAAGGAGAGCAAUUGAAGAAGAUGUUUGAUCAACAACAAAAGACAAGCAGGAGCCUAUUGGAGACACGAAAUUCAAGCAUUACAUCUCCUGUUGAUUCAUUCAACCCACAUGAAGAGGAAGAUGAAGUUCACGUUGCAGACAGCUUCGAAUUCUCAUCUAAAAUAAGUUACAAUGACAUGGCAACUGCAUCAAUUUGAUGUUACCAUUUAUCAUGGAAGCAUAUGCAUUAGUAGUCAUGACUUUAAUUUCUA
Nicotiana attenuata is the source of this 1500-nucleotide messenger RNA. Its product is annotated as protein PHOSPHATE STARVATION RESPONSE 1-like. The record is from RefSeq and is a predicted model, not a curated record. Gene Ontology annotation, molecular function: DNA-binding transcription factor activity; DNA binding. The transcript has 7 exons. NCBI's taxonomy places the organism in Eukaryota, Viridiplantae, Streptophyta, Magnoliopsida, Solanales, Solanaceae. The coding region runs from base 277 to 1446 and encodes 389 amino acids.